AAACGAACUAUUUUCUUGCGAACUGAAUAUAGUUCUUGUAAGUGGUUGAAAAAAAUUGGUAAGGAAGACUCUUAAAAUUUAACUUAUGUUUUAUCACUGUGUUUGAAACUAAACUAAGUAAAAGGAAAUAGUUGUUGACACUAGACUCCUAGCAUUUAAAAGUUUGAAUCAUGCGUAGGGAGAUUUUAUCUUAUUGUCAUGUGAUGGUACGUAAUUCUAAAAAUAGACAACAACAAACACACUCGUGAUAAAGCCUGUCCUGUCACGGUCAAUAAUUCGUAAGGAAAAGUGAAAUAUUUUAAAAUGGAACAAUUUCGAUUUAUUUAACAGGAGCAAUAUCACCAAACCUACUACAUUAUUAAGCAAGAAUCUCAUAUGGGGUUGUCUUUAGAGUUCUUGGAUUAUUCCGUUUCAGAAAACAGCGUACAAAUGUUUGGUAUCAACAUUAUUUGGGUUAUUUUACCGUACCUGGCAUCACUACUUUGGACACACCCAGUAGCAGGUCUGUUUCAGAUUCCAACCCCGGCACCCGCUUCACCGGUCCACACCCAGCAACAACAAUGUGUUUGUACACAGCAUAAUGAAUUGAUAAUUUUUCAACGACCGAGUACUCAUUCGACUCCUCUAGGGAACAUGUACCUUGGAGACUGUAAACUUUAUUACCAAGAAAAGUUUCAUACACCUGGGUAUCUGCCUAUCUUACAUUAUCAUCAGGUUGGUUUCGUCAUCAAUGAUUCAAACACAAACGUUAGCCCAUGUCCUUCAUACGUCACGGAGAAGUAUGACAGACUGACAACUACAACGGCUCGACCUUCCCGUUGCAACAAGCUCGCACUUUUUAGUGAUAUCGCCUACAAGAAGAACGUUGGUAUACAAACUUCAUUGAAAUGCCCCGGGUCUACCAACCACGACUCCGACGCCGCCGUUGUCGCAUUUUGUAGCGCGCCAGACCCUUCAUUAUGGCUAAGAGGAAUAAAGGUGACGGAGAACUGUAAUCAGUUAGGACAGUAUGAGCCCGUGGCCGUGUUUGACCAUCACUCAACAUAUCAGCAGUCAGCCGGUAUAUUACUGGCCUGUAAUCAGCAAUCUAUCCAU
Messenger RNA from Ruditapes philippinarum (Manila clam), 1095 nucleotides. RefSeq lists its product as uncharacterized. The transcript has 5 exons. NCBI's taxonomy places the organism in Eukaryota, Metazoa, Mollusca, Bivalvia, Venerida, Veneridae. The annotation marks the transcript as partial. The record is from RefSeq and is a predicted model, not a curated record.